This is a messenger RNA of Scatophagus argus, 2421 nucleotides long. Its product is annotated as zinc finger protein 2-like. Gene Ontology annotation, biological process: regulation of transcription by RNA polymerase II. Gene Ontology annotation, molecular function: RNA polymerase II cis-regulatory region sequence-specific DNA binding; DNA-binding transcription factor activity. NCBI's taxonomy places the organism in Eukaryota, Metazoa, Chordata, Actinopteri, Scatophagidae. The transcript has 8 exons. The coding region runs from base 251 to 2200 and encodes 649 amino acids. The record is from RefSeq and is a predicted model, not a curated record.
UUUUUACAUUUUAGUUUAUGUGUCAUUGCUUCACAAAAGACCGCUGAAUCCGUUUACUCCACCGAGUUAGUGUGUUAAAUGGCAACGAAACAAUCGAAUGUGCCAUCCUUUAUUUUGAAGGAAUACUCACGCGACACUACAGUUUAAUAACAUCCGUUUUACCCGGAAGUUACAAGCGCAUUUCCCUGCCCUUUAAAAUGAAUGCAAAAGCAGUAUUUUGUUCAUAGUUUAGACGUUUUAAAGAGAAGAAAUGGCGUGGAAAAGCAAAGGUUCCCCUCUUCCUCCGACUUCCUUACACCUCCUCGUUUCUCCAUUGAGACUCAUGUCUGCAUUCGUGUGGCAAGUAGUGCAGCAGCACCGUGUGAUGCAGUAUGACAAGUUGGUGGACUUCAUCAGUUUGGCGACAGAGCUCGUCCCAGAGCUUCUGAGUCCAGGUCAGAGAGCUCAGCUCAUCCUGAGCCUGAGAGCAAGGCUGAUUCUCGAGCUGUGUCGUGGUGAUGGCGUCGCCAACCUGCAGGCCAUCCAGAGACACCUGGACAAAAUCCACGCCUGCAGCGCUGAACUGAACUCCACUGAUCAGAUGGCCAGUGGUGAAAUACUGAAGACCUCGUACACCAACUUUGCCAGCCUGGUUCAGAACCUUUUGAAUGUGCCUUUUGAAAAGGAGUUAUUCUUCCAAGAGGUUUUCCCUGCAAAGUACGGCUCUAACUAUGACCAAAGGCUGCAGCAGCUGGUGUUUGAAUUUCUGUCCAGGUUGGAGCAGCUACUGCCCAUACCAGACCUGCAACAGACCGUGACUGUGGUUUCACAUGCCAGCCUGCAUCUUGUUGGUCUUCCCUGUGUGUCUCAGACAGCAGCGUGGCUCACUGACACAACAUCUGUGUCAGAGGAAUUAGGACAGCAUCUGUGUGAACCCUUCGCCCUGAAGACCCUGCUGCUUCAUCACAGACAGCUGGGGACGCUCAGCUCUGCUCCUUCCGGCAGCGAAGAAGAUAUCCUUUUGUCCUCUUUGGCCCUUCCUGUUUCAACUGGAGCGGAUAGGUUCACUGAGCAUUACAGUGGGGACGAUGAUUAUGACAAUGAAGAAGACACCUUGACAUUGGAGGAUUUAGAGGAAAACUCAAGUCAGAGCUCAGACGUCACUGCAAAUGAUUGGCUGCCAAAAAGGGCAUCAGGUCGUUUGUCCUGUUUAUUCAUCUGCCCUCAGUGUUCGUACGCUCACCGCACAAAGAGGAAGGUCCAAAAGCACAUCCAGAGUGAGCACCACAUUAAAGCUGACAUUCAGAAGAAACUCUCUGUGAAAAAAAACAGAGCAAAGACUCAGCAGAAUAGUAAAGACGCUGAAAAGAACAAAGUAGGGGGCAAGUUGGAGAAAAAGAGGAAACGGAGCCUUCAAGACAGUGUUGAAAAAAAGUGGAAAGACACGCAAAAGAAGGACAAUGUGGAAAACAAGGAACGACGAAGACGGAAAGAGCCCACGGGGGAAGACAAAAGGUUUCUGAGUACUCGACUUGUGACCAAAAACUUCACAGAGGAAGAAACCAAAUGUUUGAAGUGUGAAAAGGUUUUUGAACAUCCGAAUCAAGUGAAGACUCACGUGAAGCUCCACAGCUUCCCGUACUGCUGCACCCAGUGUGAAAAGGGAUUCACCAGCCCGUCUGGCUAUUAUCAGCACCAGAGGCUCCACAAGAGGGGACGGAUAUUCAUCUGCAGCCAGUGCAAAAAGGGAUUCCUGUGCAGCUAUUCCCUCAAGCAGCACCAACGGCUGCAUGAAGGCCCCAGCAGCCUGUGCACCAUCUGCGGGAAAGGCUUCAGCAAAGCAGGCAUUACCAGACACAUGCAGAUGCACAGAGGGGAGAAGAAUUACUUGUGCACCACCUGCGGGAAGUCGUUUUUGUCCUCCGGGGAGCUGCUGCUGCACACUCGGUCUCACACGGGCGAGAUGCCGUACACCUGCACCCACUGCGGGAAGGGCUUCUCCAGCAAGAGUCACCUCAACGUCCACACUCGCUCGCACACGGGGGAGCGUCCGUACCUGUGUUCAGAGUGCCCGAAGCGUUUCCUCACGCUCAACUGCCUCAAGAGACACACGCUCAGCCACAACGGGGUGAAACCGUUUAAGUGUCCCAACUGUGAGAGGGAAUUCUCCCAGCAGGGGAACAUGAAGAGACACUUGGCAACUCAUAAACUUGACACAUGAUGUUUCGAUUUCAGUGCUGUUGUUUAACCUUAUCAAGUUUUUUUUUUUUGAAAUCCAAAAUUAAUAUGUUCACAAAAACCUCAACAGCUAUUUGCUGUGUAAAUACCCUCACACACGGCUGAAUUUGUACAUACAAAACCUGUGUGUAUCACAAUGGAACAUUCAGUCUUUUGUCACAUGCUGAAGAAAAAAAUAGCUAUUAAAUCUAUUUUAAUUCAUCA